GAAACUCAUUUUGGGAAGAUGGGAAGUUACUACAUUAAUCGGACCUUCUUCUUUGAUGUCCACCCCCCUUUGGGGAAGAUGCUGAUUGGACUUGCUGGCUACCUGAGUGGAUAUGAUGGUACAUUUCCUUUCCAAAAGCCAGGGGACCGAUAUGAGCAGCACAACUACAUGGGAAUGAGAGGGUUUUGUGCAUUCCUUGGCUCCUGCUUGGUUCCCUUUGCCUACCUCACAGUGUUGGAACUGUCAAAGUCACUGCCAGCAGCCUUACUUACAGCUUUCAUCCUGAUUUUUGAUACAGGCUGUAUUACUUUGUCCCAAUAUAUUCUGCUGGAUCCCAUUCUGAUGUUCUUCCUCAUGGGAGCGGUUCUGAGUAUGGUGAAAUGUAACAGCUGUGCAGAUAGGCCAUUUUCUGCCUCCUGGUGGUUCUGGCUGAGUCUGACUGGUGUGAACCUUGCUGGAGCAAUGGGGGUAAAGUUUGUUGGCCUCUUUGUAGUCCUCUUGGUUGGCCUGAACACAAUCUAUGACCUAUGGGACUUGCUGGGGAACCUCAGCCUGUCGCUGGUCAUGUUUGGGAAGCAUUUACUGGCUCGUGUGCUCUGCCUCAUCGUGCUCCCACUCACUCUCUACACGGCUAUGUUUGCUGUUCAUUUUACGGUAUUAAAUAAAAGUGGUCCUGGGGAUGGUUUCUUCAGUUCAGCAUUUCAGUCCCAGCUGAUCGGAAACAAUCUUCAUAAUGUCUCCAUUCCAGAGCACUUAGCAUAUGGAUCUGUGGUCACAAUGAAGAACCUUCGGAUGGCAGGGGGAUACCUUCACUCCCACUGGCACCUGUACCCAGAGGGCAUUGGGGCUCGACAGCAGCAGGUCACUGCCUACUUACAUAAAGAUUUGAAUAACCUGUGGAUUAUAAAGAAACAUGAUUCGGAUACAGAUCUGUCAGAUCCCUCCAGCCCUGUGGAGUUCGUGAGGCACGGAGACAUUAUUCGUUUGGAACAUAAAGA
Molecule: messenger RNA, 998 nt
Organism: Acanthisitta chloris (rifleman)
Lineage: Eukaryota; Metazoa; Chordata; Aves; Passeriformes; Acanthisittidae
Product: protein O-mannosyl-transferase 2-like
Exons: 10
Biological process (GO): protein O-linked glycosylation
Cellular component (GO): membrane
Molecular function (GO): mannosyltransferase activity
Source: RefSeq, a predicted model, not a curated record